Molecule: messenger RNA, 345 nt
Organism: Nezara viridula (southern green stink bug)
Lineage: Eukaryota; Metazoa; Arthropoda; Insecta; Hemiptera; Pentatomidae
Source: the annotation of a GenBank genome assembly
AUGUUGACAACGGCGUACAAGAAGUGGAAGAUAGAGAGAGCACACAAACAGAGCAUGUUCACCUGUUCCAAACAUUACCUAGAAAACAUUUUACCAAAGGGUACACUACCUGAUACCGGGGUAAGGUCUAGACUGGUGAUAAAUGUGGUCGCAGGAAGGCAUUGCUUGGAGAGAAGAUCACCAAGAGAGAGAGAGAGAGAAGUUGAGAAAGAUAGUAGACGGAAAGAAGGUUCUUGUGGUGGCCGGAAAAGGAAUGAAAGGAGGUGGACAGAGGAGCGAAUAAAGGAGAUCGAGAAGAAAAUGAGGAAGAUGUGGGGGAAAGAAAAACUAAGAGAUGAUAUUUGA